Messenger RNA from Lytechinus pictus (painted urchin), 2007 nucleotides. RefSeq names its product DNA oxidative demethylase ALKBH2-like. Gene Ontology annotation, biological process: DNA alkylation repair; DNA repair. The record is from RefSeq and is a predicted model, not a curated record. NCBI's taxonomy places the organism in Eukaryota, Metazoa, Echinodermata, Echinoidea, Temnopleuroida, Toxopneustidae. Gene Ontology annotation, molecular function: ferrous iron binding; cytosine C-5 DNA demethylase activity. Bases 423 to 1229 code for a protein of 268 amino acids. The transcript has 4 exons.
AGACUCAACUGUUACACACCAACACGGGCAGCACCACCUUCGUUCGUCGACUCACUUCGACUUGUUAUCGUAUCCGAGUCGUACAUGUUUAAUUUCUCACCUUCCCAUUGAUUUCCUUGAGACAUGUUUCGCAUUUUCCUCUUACUCAAUCCAAGGAUAAUACGUACAGUAAAUACUUGCAGUUCAAUUUGGCUGAAAAUUAGAAAAAUUGAAUAUCAAAAUCGUCACCGUUCGACUACGUGGAAGCUCAGUCAACAUAAACAAUGAAGAUAUCGGCACUAUUUAAUUCGCGCAGGAGUGAAUCGUUUUGCCAAUCUUGCAAGGCAAUAUUUAAAAAAAAAUCAAUAGUUUUGAAAUUAUCAUAUGGAAACAAGAGGCUGGCAAUAUGCUGAGUUGAAUUGACACAGCUCAGAUUAUAAAUUAUGGAUAAGUAUAUCACCAGAAAAAAGAAAGUCAAGAAACCUGCAGAGAUAGGAUUGGCUUCAGGUAGCCAACAUGAUCAUGAUGGAGAAAAGGAUGAAAAGAACGAACCUACAUCUAAACGGUUGAGAAUUGAUAGCAAGACUGAAUCUUCAGAAAUAGAUCUUAGGAUGCUCCAGCAUAUCCCACAAAAGAAAAAAAUAUCCCGAGAGAAUCUUGACUGUGAUUACUUGCAUCUGUAUUCAAAGAAAGAGGCAGAUAUUCUGUUCCAACGUUGCGAGGAGUCUCUAGAUUAUUUUACGGGUGAUCUUGCAAGGAUUAAAGUUUAUGGAAAGUGGCAUGAUAUUCCAAGAAAACAGGUAGCACAUGGUGAUGCAGGUGUAACAUACAAAUAUUCUGGAGUGACUGUUCCAGCUAAACCAUGGAUACCACUGUUAUUAGAAAUUAGGGAUAGGAUUCAAGAGGUUACAGGGUUCAAAUUUAACUUUGUUCUCAUCAACAGGUAUGCCGAUGGAAAUAACUACAUGGGUGAACAUCGGGAUGACGAGAAAGACUUGGUUUCAACUAGUCCUAUAGCGUCCCUGUCUCUUGGACAGAACCGUGACUUCAUCUUCAGGCACUGUGAGGCCCGAGGAUCUCAGGCCAAACGAAAGAUACCACCAGUCAAAGUGGAGCUAGAACAUGGGAGUUUACUCAUGAUGAAUUAUCCUACUAAUGUUUACUGGUACCAUUCGCUGCCUGUCAGGAAGAAAGCUUUGAAUACCAGAGUUAAUAUGACAUUCAGAGAUAUUGUAACUGUCAAGAAGUGACCAGUGAGAGGACUUUUUGGGAAAUAGGUUACAGCCAAAGUGAUUUUGUAUGUUUGUCUUCUUACCACUAAGAUUUAAUUGCCCAAUUAGAAUCUUCUGUUACAAUGACAUAUUCAAAAAAUAUAAUCGAUCUUCCAUUCCAUUCCAGUUUUGGUAGAUUGUUUGCCAAAAGAUAAUGCUUGAUAUCACUAAGAAGAUUGUGUUUUGUAUACACAGUGUUCGUUUAGAAUAAGGUAGAAGACUAGAACCAGAGUUCACUUCAUCUUCAGAUACAUUUAUCAGCACACAAGACCUUAUUGUUGGACAGUGAAUAUCAAAAAGUAAUUUCUGACCUUGGAUAAUUGAUUAAUUUUGAAUAAUGAUGUUGUAUAAAAAAAAUCUAGAAGUCAACAUUUCAAAUUGUUAAUUACAUCUAGAGACAUACAUCCAAAACAAAUCCUGAUUAUGUCCUCAUGAGUAUUUUUUUUUUCUUUUAAAGGAAGGUGGCUACACUUUUUUCAUCAGGUGGGACUAGAUAUAGGGAAAGAGGAUCCACAAAACAUUGUGCUCCCUCCCUAACUCCCAUCUUACUGAGAUAUACACAUAACAAGAGUAGAUUUAAUCCUAAAAUGUAGGUGAAUUGACAAAGCACUCCAUUGUCUGAUAAAAGCCAAAAUAUGAUUACAGUGUAAUGUACUAACUGCUAGAACUUGAUGUCAUGACCAACUAAACAUAAUGGUCUGAUUGUAACUUUCAAAUUAAUAAAGGAUUGUUCAAAUACUAUGUAUUGGACACCAUA